ACGUAGCAGUAAUAGAAUUUUGUGUUGGUUUUUGUAGUGUGGAGAGAAUGGAGGAGGAGGGUGACAUAUACGAUGGUGCUAGAGCUCAGUUUCCUCUGUCGUUCGGGAAGCAAUCGAAGCCUCAAACGCCUCUGGAAUCCAUCCACAAUGCGACACGUCGUUCAACUUCCACUUCCAAUUCCGAUUCCAAAACCACCAACCAGCUUCCCUCUCUGUCCUCCUCUUCCAGGGAAUGGCUCAAUUCCCUCCGUCCUUCCAAAACCCCUAUCCCACCGCCGCCUACCGAUCACGACGAUGCCCCUCUCGUGGGACCUCCUCCGCCUCCGCCCUCAGCUUCCCACGACGACGACGGGGACGGCGACAUGAUUGGCCCGCCCCCGCCGCCACCGAACGCGUCGGAGUCCGAAGAUGAUUCGGAUGAAGACGAAGUAGGGACCCGCUUCCGGAUUCCCCUUAGUAACGAAAUUGUUCUCAAGGGCCAUACCAAGGUUGUGUCAGCUCUUGCUGUGGAUCAUACGGGAUCAAGAGUGCUUUCUGGAAGCUAUGACUAUACAGUACGAAUGUAUGACUUUCAAGGAAUGAAUGCUCGACUGGAAUCUUUUCGUCAGCUGGAGCCAUUUGAAGGUCAUCAAGUUCGCAAUUUAAGCUGGAGUCCAACUGCUGAUCGCUUUUUGUGCGUCACUGGAUCAGCUCAAGCAAAGAUUUAUGACCGAGAUGGGCUUACUUUGGGAGAGUUUGUGAAGGGAGACAUGUAUAUUCGUGAUUUAAAGAAUACCAAGGGCCACAUAUCUGGAUUGACAUGUGGAGAGUGGCAUCCAAAAACUAAAGAGACCAUUUUAACAUCAUCAGAAGAUGGCUCACUACGCAUAUGGGAUGUUAAUGACUUCAAAAGUCAGAAGCAGGUCAUUAAACCAAAGCUCGCAAGACCUGGAAGAGUUCCUGUAACCACAUGUGCAUGGGAUCGUGAUGGUAAAUGCAUUGCUGGUGGUAUAGGAGAUGGUUCGAUCCAGAUUUGGAAUAUUAAGCCUGGUUGGGGGAGUAGGCCAGAUCUACACAUUGAAAAAGGACAUGAAGAUGAUAUUAGUGGUCUGAAAUUUUCUAGUGAUGGGAGAAUCUUAUUGUCAAGGAGUUUUGAUGGUUCAUUGAAGGUUUGGGAUCUACGCAAAAUAAAGGAACCAUUAAAGGUAUUUGAGGAUCUGCCAAAUCACUAUGGACAAACAAAUAUUGCCUUCAGUCCCGAUGAGCAACUCUUUUUGACUGGAACAUCUGUGGAAAGGGAGAGCUCGACAGGAGGUUUAUUGUGCUUCUUCGAUAGAUUAAACCUUGAGCUUGUUUCAAGAGUUGGCAUAUCAUCCACUUGCAGUGUUGUUCAGUGUUAUUGGCAUCCUAAACUGAAUCAGAUACUUGCAACUACUGGUGAUAAAAGUCAAGGAGGGACUCACGUACUAUAUGAUCCAACCCUAAGUGAGAGAGGAGCUCUUGUAUGUGUUGCACGUGCACCAAGGAAAAAAUCAAUUGAUGACUUUGAGGCAAAACCUGUCAUUCACAAUCCUCACGCUUUACCACUAUUUAGAGAUCAGCCAAGCCGAAAGCGACAGCGAGAGAAAGUGCUGAAGGAUCCAUUGAAGUCCCAUAAACCUGAAUUACCAAUUACAGGUCCUGGAUUUGGUGGACGAGUUGGUACUAGUCAAGGAAGCUUACUGACCCAGUAUCUUCUAAAGAAAGGGGGCAUGAUUAAGGAGACAUGGAUGGAGGAAGAUCCAAGGGAAGCUAUCCUGAAAUAUGCUGAUGCUGCAGCGAAGGAUCCAAAAUUCAUUGCUCCAGCAUACGCAGAAACCCAACCUGAGCCAGUUUUUGCCAAGUCAGAUUCUGAGGAUGAAGAUAAAUGAUUAGUUAUGUAGUUAGUGUAUUACAAGGUUAACACACGAUGGUAGGAAGAGUGUAAUUUAGUUCGUGAGGUGGAGAGCCUACCUUCUCGGACUAAUUCAUGAAAGCGUCUGGAAUGAUGCUUCUGAAAUAGUUAGCUCUCCAAUGCUUUUAGUAAUUUUAUUGGGGAAAGGGGUUUUCAUGUUUGUACAUUAGUCAUUUGUAAACUUGAUUUUUGCAAACUAUUAACAUGCUACACUUACAAAUUAUAGAUAUUAUGAUAUAUUUCUAGUCUUCCA
Messenger RNA from Vigna umbellata (rice bean), 2165 nucleotides. Its product is annotated as Transducin/WD40 repeat-like superfamily protein. The record is from RefSeq and is a predicted model, not a curated record. Gene Ontology annotation, molecular function: protein binding. Lineage: Eukaryota; Viridiplantae; Streptophyta; Magnoliopsida; Fabales; Fabaceae. Gene Ontology annotation, cellular component: nucleus; site of double-strand break.